Messenger RNA from Trichoderma reesei QM6a, 882 nucleotides. RefSeq lists its product as uncharacterized. NCBI's taxonomy places the organism in Eukaryota, Fungi, Ascomycota, Sordariomycetes, Hypocreales, Hypocreaceae. The record is from RefSeq and is a predicted model, not a curated record. Bases 1 to 882 code for a protein of 293 amino acids. Gene Ontology annotation, molecular function: oxidoreductase activity. The transcript is spliced from 2 exons.
AUGGCUAGCACUACAGCUCUCAAGGGACAGGCUCUCUUUGACCUCUCCGGCAAGGUCGCCCUCGUCACAGGAGGAGGCUCUGGAAUUGGUCUGAUGGCCGCCCAGGCCCUGGCCGCCAACGGCGCAAAGGUCUACAUCUGCGGCCGCACAAAGGAAAAGCUCGACAAGGCCGCCUCAACCCACGGCUCCAACGCCCCCGGCGAAAUCAUCCCCAUCCAGGCCGACAUCAACUCGAAAGAGGGCAUCAAGUCGCUCGUUGACGAGCUGCAGAAGCGCGAAAAGUGCCUGUGCAUCCUCGUCAACAAUGCCGGCAUCAGCGGCGAGACGUUCAGCGUUGCCGAGGCCAACUCGGCCGAGGAGCUCAAGAAGGAGCUCUUUGACAACGUCAAGGCGACGUUUGACGACUGGCUGAGCGUGUACCGGACAAACGUCACGGCCGUCUACUUCACAACGGUCGCCCUGCUGCCGCUGCUGCAAAAGUCGACGGAGACGCACGCCGGCUGGUCGGCCACGGUCAUCAACAUCAGCUCCAUCUCGGGCCUGGUCAAGACCAGCCAGCACCACUUCAGCUACAACGCGUCCAAGGGCGCGGCGGAGCACCUGACGCGCAUGAUGGCGGCCGACUUCAGCGCCGCCGGCCUCAAGAUUCGCAUCAACAGCAUCGCCCCGGGCGUCUUCCCCAGCGAGAUGACGACGGAGGGCAGCGACGAGGGCCAGAAGAGCAAGAUUGACAAGAGCCAGUACGAGGGCAAGAUUCCCGCGAACCGGCCAGGCAAGGACGAGGACAUGGCGCAGGCGGUGCUGUUUUUGGCGAGCAACCAGUUUGUGAAUGGGCAGAGGGUGGUGGUUGAUGGAGGACAUACGCUUGCUGCGGGAUUGUAG